Triticum aestivum (bread wheat) is the source of this 673-nucleotide messenger RNA. Its product is annotated as protein DJ-1 homolog B-like. Lineage: Eukaryota; Viridiplantae; Streptophyta; Magnoliopsida; Poales; Poaceae. Gene Ontology annotation, cellular component: cytoplasm. Gene Ontology annotation, biological process: glyoxal metabolic process. The transcript has 3 exons. The record is from RefSeq and is a predicted model, not a curated record. The annotation marks the transcript as partial.
GUUCUUGUGCCAGUUGCUAAUGGUUCAGAGGAAAUUGAAGCUCUUAAUUUAAUAGAUGUCUUGCGUAGAGCAGGUGCAAAUGUUACAGUUGCAUCAGUUGAGGAUACCCUGCAAAUCGUGACCCGGCGUCACAAGUUUAAUCUGAUAGCUGACAUGAUGUUGAACGAAGCUGCUAAAAUGGAAUUUGAUCUGAUUGUCAUGCCGGGCGGUCUGUCGGGUGCUCAAAAGUUUGCUAAUACAGACAAACUUGUUGAUUUACUGAAGAAGCAGGCAGGAUCUGGUAAACCCUAUGGUGCAAUAUGUGCUUCACCAGCUCAUGUCCUCGAGCCCCACGGUUUACUGAAGGGGAAAAAGGUGACGGCGUUUCCACCCAUGGCGCACCUGCUUACAGACCAGAGCCUAUGUGAGAACAGGGUUGUGAUUGACGGAAAUCUUAUCACUAGCAGAGCCCCAGGGACUGCGACAGAGUUCGCCCUGGCCAUUGUUGAGAAGCUAUUUGGUCGAGAGAAAGCAGUCAGUAUAGCGAAGGAGUUUGUUUUUAUGUGAUCACAAGCUGAGUUGGUGCUGUGUGCAGUGCAAAGUGCAAACUCUGUGGAUAACCCCGCCUCUGUGUAGAUAAUGCCUGCGCUGGUAGGAACUGCGUGUACAUUUGCUGGAAUUAUAGAAGCAUACC